Lolium rigidum is the source of this 1740-nucleotide messenger RNA. RefSeq names its product protein FAR1-RELATED SEQUENCE 1-like. The transcript has 7 exons. Lineage: Eukaryota; Viridiplantae; Streptophyta; Magnoliopsida; Poales; Poaceae. The record is from RefSeq and is a predicted model, not a curated record. The coding region runs from base 1 to 1740 and encodes 579 amino acids. Gene Ontology annotation, biological process: regulation of DNA-templated transcription. Gene Ontology annotation, molecular function: zinc ion binding.
AUGCCCAUGUCCCUGCUGUUGGAUGAGGCAAUUGACGAGUCUCCACAGCCACCUGUGAACACUCACGCCCUGGUUGUUAAUGUAGAACCUGCUGCAACAAAUACAUACACAGGUCCUUUUGUUGCUCCUACAGACACUACUUCAAUUGCGCAAGAUGGAAAUGAGGAUGAGGCUUCGUCCCAGCCAAAUGACCCCCAUGUUGGCAUGCGCUAUGAUACGUUGGAAGGUGCUAAGGAGCACUACAAUGCACAUGCUGCAAGGAAAGGUUUCUCUGUGAAAGUAAAUAGUAACAGGAGGUCUACAAUCACCGGAGAAAAACAGAAACAGCAGUUCACUUGCAACAAAUUCAGGAGACCAAGGAAAGAUGAUGGUGGGGCUGAGUUGCAGGUUGAUGUGGGGCCAAUUCCUGAUUCUGUGUCUGAAGAUGAGGCUGAUAUUGAAAAUGCAGAGCUUGCUUCCGUUGUGGCUGAUCUUGCUGCUCAAGGGCGAAAAGAAAAGGCGCCCAAGAAGCGUAAAAGAGAAAAUAUUGUGCACACGUUUUGCAAGGCCCAGAUGGUUGUGAAGUUAAUUGAUGGAAGGUGGGAGGUUAUCCACUUUGUGCCUGAGCAUAACCAUCCACUUAUCCACAAACCAUCGCUCACAAAGUAUCUGAGGUCACACCAAGGCAUGCCAAAGGAGGAAAAGGAAUUUGUGAAGAAUCUUCACAAUACAAAUUUGACAGGUGGAUAUGUUGUGCAAGUUGUCAUUGAAAAAAUGCAUGUAAAAAUAGUUUGGAAAAACGCACAGUUGAAAUGUGGCCCUACACUGGGCAGGAACCCUGGUUUAGCUGAAGAUUUCAAUGAUUGCAUCGAUUUCAGCUUUUCACCAGAGGAGUUUGAGGCAAAAUGGGCUCUGUUUGUAGGCAAGUGGCCAGUUGUUGGUGGUGCAAAUUCUUACUUUACGACUCUCUAUGCUAAUCGUGCUAAGUGGUAUGAGAAGUUGCAGACUCAUGUACUUGUGAAAGAAGGGGGUAAUGAUUACAGGACGGAUUGUUUGGAACUUCGUCCAUGGUCACCAUUCCCUGUUGAGGAACAUGCUUUCAAAGUUUACUGCAGAGACAUAUAUUUGAGGUUCCGGAACGAGUUUGAGCUGAUUGGGAGGUACAAUGUGUUACCAUUUGGUUGCAACUUUUACAAGCUUGAGCCAAACAGGGGAUGGUGCGCAAAAUAUGGUUCUAGGACCUACCUGGUAACCGCUAAUAAGGAAGAAGGGACGUAUUACUGUGAGUGCUCCAAGAUGGACAGGGAUGGUAUACUUUGUUGCCACAUCUUAAAGAUCUUCACCCACCUUGGUGUUGAUGAGAUACCAGAUAGCGAGUCUGUUGAACGACCGGAUGUUAUGCCUCCAGAAUCACAAGUGCAAUUGCGGCACGCGAACCUCAAUAUGGGAUUCACAAAACUUGCCCGCAUUGCUAGUAGAACAGACGCAGCUACUGCCAUUGUUAACAAACAUUUGAGAGCUGCAGCAACAGAGAUAUCUCACUUGAACAAGUCGCUCAAGAAGAAGAAGCUCGUGUCGGCGGUCCCGUCCACUAGUGCACACGAUCAGCCUACGAAACCUAGGGACCCGGCAAAAACAACGACUAAAGGGAGGACUAAGGAGCACCGUACGGUUUCAGCUCUUGAGUUGCAUCCAAAGAAAAAAGUUCGAGUGUCACACUUGUGGUUCGUUCGAGCACAAUUCUGCAACUUGCAAGCUUAG